Erpetoichthys calabaricus (reedfish) is the source of this 2527-nucleotide messenger RNA. RefSeq names its product signal-regulatory protein beta-1-like. Gene Ontology annotation, cellular component: plasma membrane. The transcript is spliced from 10 exons. Lineage: Eukaryota; Metazoa; Chordata; Cladistia; Polypteriformes; Polypteridae. The coding region runs from base 60 to 1778 and encodes 572 amino acids. The record is from RefSeq and is a predicted model, not a curated record.
AUGUACAUUAUCUUCAUAUUACUUCUAGUCUCCUUUCACUUGCUGUCCCUUCAUCUGCCAUGCUGAUCCUAAGUGCUGUGUCAACCUGCCUCGUCUUCCUUCUUGUACGAGGGCUGAACAUCUCCCAGCCUCAGGGUCAAGUGGAAGCAGAGGAGGGAAGUAACGUCACUUUAGUGUGCACGAUGACAAGUGCGACUCCAGUGGGACCGGUGAGAUGGUACAAAGGGGCUGACAGUGAGCGCACACAUUUCUACUCAGGAUCCCCCAAAGGAGGAGAUAAGAAUGACCCUCGAGUGUCCUGGACAAUGGAGAACCCAACUGUCAACUACAGCAUCACAGUAAGAGACGUCAGAGUCAAUGACACGGGAGAGUAUUACUGCGUGAAAUACACAAAGGCAGAUGAGGAGAAACCGUACGCCUCAGGACCGGGGGUCAACCUGAUUGUGAAAGGAGUGCCCAUCAUCACCGGCCCAGCCAGCAGGGUGAAGGUGGGAAACGAUCUCGAAUUAACUUGUGAGGUCAACGGGGUCAGCGACAUCACAGUCAAGUGGUUCAAAGAUGAGCAGGAAGUGACCCCUGAGCACAGAGAUACAUCGUGGGGUGGAAAAUCAAGAAGAAGUGUCAUCAGACUGACUCCAAAGAUACAGGACAUCAAGUCCGUCGUCAGGUGUCAGGAGUUGGGACUCUCCGCUCUGAACCCUCUGGAGGACAAAUUUCACUUGAAGGACGCCAUUGCAGUUUUACCUGGAGUGCCAGUCAUCGAGAACCCUAAGCUGGUGCUGGGUGACUCAGUAAUCAUGACGUGCAAACUCAGUGGCAUCUACCCCAGAGAUAUAAAUGUGACCUGGACCUGGGACAAGACGUUUAAAAGCUCCCAGUCUCAGCAUGCAGAAGAACACGAGAACGGCACCUUCACUGUCACCUCUGUGCUUUCAUUCACUGUGAAGGAGGAUAUGAGGGGCACCCAGCUGACAUGCCAGGCGGGAUAUGAGGGGUUAACACCAGUGAGUGCCACGGUGACACUGGGAGUCAGAGGAUUUAUUGUUUCACAGCCUCAGGGUCGAGUGGAGGCUCUGGAGAGAAGCAACGUCACUUUAGUGUGCGUCAUGUCCAGUGAGAGUCCACCGGGACCAGUGAGAUGGUACAAAGGAAAUGGCAGCGAGCGCACACACUUCUGCUCAGGAGCCCCCAAAGGAGGAGAUAAGAAUGACUCUCGAGUGACCUGGACAGCUGAGUACAUGACUGUCAACUACAGCAUCACAAUAAGAGACCUCAGAGUCAGCGACACAGGAGAGUAUUACUGUGAGAAAUACAGAAAGAAAGAUGAGAACAAAACGUACGCCUCAGGACCGGGGGUCACCCUGACUGUGAGAGGUACAGGCCCUUCUAACUCUACAAACCAGAACACUGAUGGUCACAGUGGCAAAAUCGCGGCAGGAGUGUUGAGCGCGAUCAUCAUCAUCGUCUGCAUCGUCGGAGUCACCAUAUGGUAUUUCCGCAAGAAAGCUAAGGGAAACAGCACCAUCUCCAAAAGCAGCUCUUCUAAUGAUGGCUCAACAUCCCCAGUUGAUUCCAAAGAGGUGGAGGUCACUUAUGCAGAACUGGAUUCUAAGAAUUUCCAAAGCAGACAGAAAAAACCCAAAGAAAAUGAAGAAGACCAAUCAUCAACUCCUGAAAUGCCAGAGUCAGUCGUCUAUGCCAGCCUGCAACAAAAUAAAGGCACAUCAAAAUCAUCACAGAAAACCAAAAGAGCACAGGAGGCGAUGCUAUAUUAUUGAACAGCGUCCUCAAGGUACCCAUAACUGCCCCUCAAGAGUUUCCCAAAGUGUCCCCAAGUCAGCCAUUCACUUCAUGACAUUCCAGAUUUAAUCAUUAGGGAGCACAUGUAGACCUAGAUGAUUAUGAGAAGAGGCUUUAGAUCAAAGUAUAAAAUAAACCCAAAAAUGAAAAUAAUGAGAGCUGCUGGCAGUGAUUCACCCUGCAAAGUAUAGAUAAUAUAUAGUGCCUUUCAUCUAUCUAUCUAUCUAUCUAUCUAUCUAUCUAUCUAUCUAUCUAUCUAUCUAUCUAUCUAUCUAUCUAUCUAUCUAUCUAUCUAUCUAUCUAUCUAUCUAUCUAUCUAUCUAUCUAUCUAUCUAUCUAUUUCACUUUGCAUAACCCAGUUUCAGUCCAGUCUUUUUUCUUUUGAAAAACACUACAUAUAAUACAAAUAAAUAAUGAAUAUUAUGUUAAUAUGAUGUCUUUCUCUAUCAGCUUUUUCCAUAAAUCACUGCCAUUUAUUUCACCAAGACUCACACCUUCAGCUCUGUUUUGAAGCCUGAAUACCACUAAGCAUUGCCACCAUGUGUAUAUUGUAGUUAACGUUUCAUGUGCAGUUAAUACAAUAUACAAAGUCAAAUAAUACUUUUGUGAUCAAUUAAUGUUAUGUAUAGAAUGUUUAUAAAGUUAUUCAAGUAUUUUUCUGAUUUUGAUUGAAAUAUACGGUUACUCUAAGUGUUAAUUACUGCAUAUUAAAGCGGCUCUGCCUGUU